Xenopus tropicalis (tropical clawed frog) is the source of this 1511-nucleotide messenger RNA. Lineage: Eukaryota; Metazoa; Chordata; Amphibia; Anura; Pipidae. The record is from RefSeq and is a predicted model, not a curated record.
ACGUCGCAUACGCAUGAAGACAGAAAGGAAAGCGCAGGGCAACAAUCGCCGUGCCUUCGGAUUGGAUGACUCCUUUUGUUAUUUUUUUUCUUUUUAAUGGCGAUAUUUACAUGGUAGCGCUGAAAAGAAAAGGGAAGAUGGCUGCCCUGUGGAACUUUAUUUGAUACGCUCGUAAUGGUACAAAGGGAAAAGUUUUUGUUCCAGCUCUUUUAGAAAUCAAGCUGCAGUCAAAAAGACUGUCUCCUGUACUGAGGUGCUAGAAGUUGUAUAUAAUACAGAAACGCUUUUUAUGUUUCCUACAAUUAGGUCUUGUGCACGUGGGACUUCCACCCCUGCCGAUAAUUACAUGUUGGCGAGACGAAGGACACUGCAGGUGGUAGUUAGUUCCCUGCUCACAGAGGCUGGAUUUGAAAGUGCAGAGAAAGCAGCUGUAGAAAGUUUAACUGAAAUGCUACAGAGCUAUCUGUCAGAGAUUGGACGAAGUGCCAAGUCAUACUGUGAACACACUGCACGGACACAGCCCACGCUGCCAGACAUUGUAGUUACUCUGAUAGAAAUGGGGUUUAAUGUAGAAAGUUUGCCUGCCUAUGCCAAGCGGUCCCAGAGGAUGGUGAUAACAGCACCACCUGUGACAAACAAUCCUGUGGUUCCUAAAGCUCUGAGUGCAGGACAGAACAAGCAACACCCUGCUCAUAUUCCAAGCCAUUUUCCCGAGUUUCCAGAUCCCCAUACAUACAUUAAGACACCGACUUAUCGUGAACCAGUAUGUGAUUACCAAGUCUUGCGUGAGAAGGCAGCAUCACAGCGUAGAGAUGUGGAAAGGGCCCUCACCCGAUUUAUGGCUAAAACAGGCGAGACACAGAGUUUGUUCAAAGAUGACACAAGCACCUUUCCGUUGAUUGCAGCACGUCCACUCUCAAUACCUUAUCUGAAUGCCCUCCUCCCAUCAGAACUAGAAUUGCAGCAAGUAGAGGAGACUGAUUCCUCAGAGCAAGAUGAUCAGACUGACGCAGAGAACCUGUCUAUGCAUCUGCAAGGGGACGAGGUGGGCAUGGAGAAAGAAAAUUCAUCUGUUUUACAGCAGAAUUCAAUGAAGGGUGGAGAGGAAACACUUAUAGAUAAUCCCUAUCUACGACCUGUGAAAAAACCUAAGCUGAGGCGUAAGAAAUAGAGUAGCCAACCCUGAGAUUCUGAAUGAAAAACUACAGAAUAUUUAACUGGACAUUAGUGACUCCAUUUACCAGAGCUUGAAAAGGAUGUUGAUAUUGAAAUUUUAUUAAAGUUGGCUGCUCUGUAUUGUUGAUUACAGGAAAAGUUAAGAGUCCAUAUGGGCAACUUUAAUUUGAGUCUUGACAUGCAAUGUUUGAACCUUAUAAGGAUCCUUGAAUAGGGAUAUAUAUCUUUCAUUUCAUACCCUGAUAUAAUAUAUAUCUUUUCAUUUAAUACCCUGAUUUGAGGACACAGAUACUGUCCCUCAUGAGGUGUUUCAUAAUAAAAGAUUUUUGAAAAUA